This is a messenger RNA of Chiloscyllium plagiosum (whitespotted bambooshark), 2711 nucleotides long. Its product is annotated as transmembrane emp24 domain-containing protein 4. Lineage: Eukaryota; Metazoa; Chordata; Chondrichthyes; Orectolobiformes; Hemiscylliidae. The record is from RefSeq and is a predicted model, not a curated record.
GCAGGAUGACGCAAACGCAUGGCUCGUGUCCUGGUUCCGGGACGCAGGCGCAGUGUAGGGGAUCCGGGCAGCGGGAGGGCAAUGCGUUGCGGUCAAGUUGUGUUCUCUGUCUGGCUGAGCAUUCAGCUCAGCCUCUCGCACGGAAUCUACUUUCACAUCGGGGAGACUGAGAAAAAAUGCUUCAUCGAAGAGAUACCCGACGAGACAAUGGUGAUCGGUAAUUACCGGACUCAGCUCUGGGAUAAGCAGUCAGAAUCUUUUCUGCCCUCAACUCCAGGGUUGGGGAUGCACGUGGAAGUACGGGAUCCCGACUUCAAGGUUAUCCUUUCCCGACAGUAUGGCUCGGAGGGCCGAUUUACCUUCACAUCACACACUCCUGGUGAACAUCAAAUCUGUCUGCACUCCAACUCCACAAAGAUGUCAUUGUUUGCAGGGGGCAAGCUGCGAGUUCACCUUGACAUCCAAGUGGGGGAACAUGCCAACAACUACCCAGAAAUUGCUGCAAAGGAUAAGCUGACUGAAUUGCAGCUCCGAGUCCGGCAGCUGUUGGACCAAGUUGAGCAAAUUCAGAAAGAACAAAACUACCAGAGGUACAGAGAAGAGCGAUUUCGGCAGACAAGUGAAAGCACAAACCAACGAGUCCUGUGGUGGUCGAUUGCGCAGACAAUUAUCCUGAUCCUAACUGGAAUCUGGCAAAUGAAACACCUGAAAAGCUUCUUUGAGGCGAAGAAACUGGUGUAGACACCUGUCACCUGCUGUCAUUGCAAGGACGUGGCAACAAACUCAACCUUCCAUCCUCAGUGACUCGCUAUUUAAUGUAACUUUACAUUUGUUGUACUUGAAGCUGUUCUAGAAAUCGAAGGGGUGAUGUUUGAUUCUGUAUCUUCUAAUUAUGGUAACUUGAGUGAGGCUAUCAUGGAACAGUUCAUGCAGGAAUCUCUGAUAUAUUUGAAAAAAAAUGUGUUGCUUUAUAAAUUAACUGGUCAUUGUUGAUUGAAGGUGGGAGCUGUUCCCUACUUAUCAUGUGUUUCAGAUUUGUGAAAAGUCUCAGCAAAUACUUGCGAAUAACUUGAUUUCAAAGGGUUCUUUCCUGACUUUGUCUAUUUGUCUAUUUGUGAGAACCCAAACAAUGUUAUCCCAUCCAGCUCAUAAAUUUUAUUUGCUGGGAGUCUGGCUAACUUCUUAUCAUUUCUUACAAACCAACAAAACUGCUGAAGCAAACAUGACAUCAAUACAUAAAUGUAUUGAUGAAUUUAUAUUGAAGGGAAGAAUUUUUUUGCAGCCAUUUUGUGAAAGGUAACCCUUGAACCCAGAUUUGUUUGUGGAAUUGUAGAACUCUAAUCCUCCUCUAUCGAUGAUUCCUGGUCUUUCUUUCUGAGGAGAAUGGUAUGGUGAAGGUUUGGAAUCACUCAUGAUGUGCUCUGCUUUCUUUGGGAACUGGUUGUUUUGUAUGUAUGUUGAGUGAUGCGGGAUAUGGAAGGGAAUCCAUAAGGUAUCUUCUCUUACUUGAAGUGAGCUUUCUUGUAUUAAUAAAAGGGCCUGUUUAGUUUAUGCACUGAUAUGAAAGCAAAGCAAAAGGAUUUGACUUUAACUCCCAUGUGUAUAUUGUGGGGUGUGGGGAUAUGGAAGGCUGGAGCUUCGUAUGCAAUUAACAUGAAGCGAAUGGUUUACCAGUCAGACCUCCACAGUCCUUUGAGAUUUUAAUUCCUGAAGCUCAACUGCACAGGCCAUGACUGUUUCAUUGGAAUUGGGCAGGAGAGUUAAAUGGCGGUAGGCAGGAGGUUGCCACUUGGGAUCCAAACUGAUGGUGCCCUACAAUGAGAUUGCAAGUUGGGUCGAAUGGGGAUGGUUUGGUGUGGUUUAAUGGCCAGUAUACAUGAAGAAACAAGGUUCUCGUGGUGCAGUGGUAUCCCUGGGUUCAAGUCCCCGCUUCUCCAGAGGUGUGUAAAUUCUGAUGUCUCUGAACCAGUUGAUUAGAUAGAAAAUAUCUUGAGUGCUGAAAGUGGAUGUUAGGGAGAAGACAACAAUAGUACCUCCAAAGACCUCUUCUGGCCACAACUUCUCAUCUGAGCUUGCCACAUUUUCUUUACCCAGUCUCUGGAUUAAAAUCGCAUUUAUACCAUGUGACAUCACCACUCUGCCCAUUUGAAAAAAGUGAUGCAGUUGCUAUCUGCUGAGUGUUCAAACCAUGAGGAAAGCAGUUGGGUCACUGCAGGUUGGUGGCUGUGGCCAAUUUGAACUGCUUGUAGGCUCGGAUUCCACCAGACAUACUAGAUUAUCUUUGAACCUUUAUGUUAAUUGCCUUAAUUGUAUUUACUCAGAGCUAACUUGUGAACAGCACUGGUCAACAAUUUCUCUGAAUUCAGUGAUUUGCCAACAGCCCCUCUUCAACACUUGCUGUGUGCUGUUUCCUGUCUUAUCACAAAUAUUGUAAAAUGGAGCUUUCAUAUUAAUGUUAUGUGAUAUAUUGUGGUAAGAAUGUGUGAUGUUCAGCAGAAUCAUUGCUGUAAGGACAGAAGAAACUGCUGCACUGCAAAUAUAUUCAGGUGUCUGUCUCCUGAGAAAUUGCUGCUGGUUUUAUUCAGUUUUAGUUAGUCCCAUUCCUCCUGUACCCCUACAUUGUUACCCUUUUGACACAAACUGUUGCAUCAUUGGAAUAGGGAAUUAACAUUUAAAAUAAAUUUCUUCAAAUAAUGUUGUUUUGAAACAAA